GCGCCUCGCUCGCGUCCGCCCCCUCCCACCCCCGCCGCCGCCUUUCGUCCCGCGGCCGCUAAACCCCUCCCCAUCUACCCCCCACGACUCCUUCUCAGUUUGGCACAAUGGCUCUGGCUAAUAAGCUUGGUGGUCUGCUCAAGAAAGCCACGAGUUCAAAUCCGUCUGUCUAUCAAGCAAUCAGAUGCAUGUCAUCCAAGCUCUUUGUUGGAGGGCUUUCUUAUGGAACUGAUGAUCACAGUCUCAGAGAUGAGUUUGCCAAAUAUGGAGAAGUCAUUGAAGCUAGGAUUAUCCUUGACCGUGAGUCUGGGAGGUCUAGAGGUUUUGGCUUUGUAACUUACACAUCUUCUGAGGAGGCUUCAGCUGCCAUCACUGCCAUGGAUGGAAAGACUCUUGAUGGACGAAGCAUACGGGUUAAUCAUGCCAACGAGAGGACAGGUGGCUUCCGCGGCAGCGGUGGUGGUGGUUAUGGUGGUGGCGGCUUCGGUGGUGGUGGCUAUGGCGGUGGCGGCGGUGGCUAUGGUGGUGGCGGCGGUGGCUAUGGUGGUGGCUAUGGUGGCAACUACGGCAACAGGGGUGGCGGUGGCUAUGGUGGUGGUGUUGGUGAUUAUGGAGCUGCAGGUGGAGCUGGAGGCAACUUUGCUGCUGGAGGUAGUAACAGCUUUGCCAGCAGUAACUUCGGUGCUGACAGUGGUUUUGGUGGAAACCCUGCUGGUAGCUUUGGCGGUGGUUCCACUGGCGCCGAUGAGUUCUCUGGUGGCACAUUUGGUGGCGACUUGAGUGGUAACAAGAAUGAUGAAAUCAUGGAGGAUAUGUUCAAGGAUGAUGAGCCUGACAGCUUCGCCGACAAGAGGAGCUAGUUUGUGUCCCUCCCAAGCGAGGCCUGAGUGCUGAGCAUCAAGACAAGAAUCCAGAUCCAUCUGUAUUCGGUAGUGUUUCCUGUUAACAUGAUAGGCGUCUGAUGUCUAAAUAAUGGAACGAGUUUUUCUGUUGAGUUUGAGUUGUCGGAGUUGUGGAACUUUCAGAGCGUGCGCUGCAUGCUGGCUCUUGUGCCGGCAAACAUGUCAUACUUUCAUGUUAUAUGGAGCAUUUUGCUAGUUGCCAUGCCUUAAUUGGCUGUAGUCGAUCUGGCUUACAAAUGGGGUCUUGUACGAGAAUCCUUCAAAUUGGUCCGUUCACAUGUCCUCUGUCAA
Molecule: messenger RNA, 1193 nt
Organism: Sorghum bicolor (sorghum)
Lineage: Eukaryota; Viridiplantae; Streptophyta; Magnoliopsida; Poales; Poaceae
Product: glycine-rich RNA-binding protein 2, mitochondrial
Exons: 5
Coding region: 108-860 (250 amino acids)
Molecular function (GO): RNA binding
Source: RefSeq, a predicted model, not a curated record